Molecule: messenger RNA, 2241 nt
Organism: Octodon degus (degu)
Lineage: Eukaryota; Metazoa; Chordata; Mammalia; Rodentia; Octodontidae
Gene: Osgin1
Product: oxidative stress induced growth inhibitor 1
Exons: 7
Coding region: 534-1955 (473 amino acids)
Source: RefSeq, a predicted model, not a curated record
CACCCUGUGAGCACAGCCUCCUAAGUGCCCGUCUAGGCCAGGCCCACGGGAUGCCCUCCACCUGCUGCCCGCCAGAUGGUGUUGCUAAGUCUCUGAAUUGCCCUUUUGAUCCUCCUGCCUCAGCCUCGCAGAGUGCUGGGAUUGCAGGUGUGCACCGCCACACCUAGCUCAGGUCAUUUUCUUGGUAUAGCUUUUACCUGACACUACUCCCAGGAGACUUGUUCUUGGUGGGCACUCCCGGGUGACCAGGAGCAAGAUCCCACCAGCUCCUGACAUCAGCUUCCUCCUCUGCACAGUGGGGAUAAGGAAGCUAACAGUGGGCAUGGGCCUCUGCAGGCUCCCUCGGGGGUCCCACACUGCAGACUGCAGCUUCACCUGAAGGCACAACUGUUUGCAUCGCAUAUGCUUAUUUGAUUGUGAAACUUGAGUCACUUUUAAGGGCAACAUAUUUUCCCAAUAUCUGCCAAUCAGAGUGGACAAGGGAUAACGUUUAAAAUGGAUCACUCCCACCAGGCCAGCUGUCAGCCCCAGCCAUGAGCAAGCCCAGGAAGGCCCGGGUGGGCACCAGCAGCUCAGAGCCCCUGCCCGUUGUCAUCAUUGGCAAUGGGCCCUCGGGCAUCUGCCUGUCCUACCUGCUCUCAGGCCACAUGCCCUACGUGAAGCCAGACGCUGACCACCCACACCCACUGCUGCACAGAAAGCUGGCUGAGGUUUCGGGGUGCUGCCUCCUGGACCAGGACCUGGAUUACCUGUCUGAAGGCCUUGAAGGCCGGAGCCAGAGCCCCGUGGCUCUGCUUUUUGAUGCCCUCCAGCGCCCAGACACAGACUUCGGGGGCACCGCAGACUCUGUCCUCUCAUGGAGGCGGCAGGAGGAGCGAGCAGUUCCCCACCUGGUCUUGGGCCGCAGUCCGCCUGGGGGCGCCUGGCAUGCCAUCGAAGGCUCCAUGGUGACCCUAAGCCAGGGGGAGUGGAUGGGGCUGCCAGACCUGCAGCUCAAGGACUGGAUGCGGGGGAAACGCAGAGGUCUUCGGAACAGCCGGGCCACAGCUGGGGACAUUGCCCACUACUACAUGGACUAUGUGACCCAGAAGGGUCUGAGCCACAGCUUCGUGUCGGGUACCCUGGUCACAGGCGUGAAGAUGGAGACCCCUGAGUCCAAGGACCCCAGGCCCCUCUUCCGAGUGAGCGGCACCCUGACCACUAAGGACCGGGGCCAGCGGCCCUUCUCUCUGUGGGCCCGGAAUGUGGUUCUUGCCACGGGCACAUUUGACAACCCAGCCCGGCUGGGAAUCCCAGGUGAGGACCUGCCCUACAUCCACCAUGAGCUGUCGGCGCUGGAGGCAGCCACACGGGCAGGCACCAUCACCCCAGCCUCGGACCCUGUGCUCAUCGUGGGCGCGGGACUGUCUGCAGCCGAUGCGGUGCUCUAUGCCCGGCACUGCGGCCUCCCUGUGAUCCAUGCCUUCCGGCGGCCAGUGGACGACCCGGCUCUGGUGUUCAACCAGCUGCCCCAGAUGCUGUACCCCGAGUACCACAAGGUGCACCAGAUGAUGCGGGAGCAGUCAAUCCCGUCACCCAGCCCCUAUGAGGGCUACCGCAGCCUCCCCCAGCACCGGCCACUGCUCUUCAAGGAGGACCGGCAGGCUGUGCUCUGCGAUCCACACGGCCAUCACCAGGUCCUUGGCGUUUCCCUGGUUCUGGUCCUCAUUGGCUCACACCCUGACCUCUCCUUUCUGCCAGGGGCAGGCACCAACCUCGCCACUGACCCUGAGCAGCCCCUGAGUACUAAGAGGAACCCCAUCGAGGUGGACCCCUUCACCUACCAGAGUACCCGCCAGGAGGGCCUGUAUGCCCUGGGCCCCCUGGCUGGGGACAACUUCGUGCGAUUUGUGCAGGGUGGGGCCCUGGCUGCGGCCAGCUCCCUGCUGAGAAAGGAGACCCGAAAGCCACCCUAGUGCCUAGCUGGAGCUCUGGCACCCAGCCCCUGAUAGGAAAGAGAUCAUGCAGUCCUGGAGCAGACAGAACCCCCGAGAGGGAAAGAGACAGGGACCAGAAGAUGCAGAAUGGAAGACACAGGCUCCAAGGCUGUGCAGGGGCUGCAGGCCACCCAUGACUGGGCCUGGGAUCUGGGGGAAGCCCUGAGGGAGCAGGGUCCCUGGGGUCGGUGCAGUGACCACCAAGACAACGACCGCUCCAUCCCUUCCAGAAUCAGUUCCCAAAUAAAACCAGCAUUCGCCUCUA